Molecule: messenger RNA, 969 nt
Organism: Closterium sp. Yama58-4
Lineage: Eukaryota; Viridiplantae; Streptophyta; Zygnematophyceae; Desmidiales; Closteriaceae
Source: the annotation of a GenBank genome assembly
AUGCUCCCCUUUUGGCUCCCCAAAGCCUCUUCCGCCUCCGGCGCACCUGCCAGCACCGGCGCAGGCGCGAUGGAAGGCGGGGUGCCAGGGGAGGGGGCAGAAGCUGCUAUCAGCAGCGGCGCGGGGGGAGUCCAGGGCGGGGAUCCUGGUUGCGCAGUGGGGGGGGUUGCGGAGGGGUCGGGGGGGAGGUUGAGUAUGGUGAGCUGGUUGGAGAAGGAGGAGGUGCGGGUGGCGGCGACGGAGAAUGGCGAGCUGAUCGCAGUGGCGCUGGGCACCACGCUUGUCAUUGCAGACGGACAUGGUGCACACGAUGGCAGGCCAGUGGAGCCAGUGAGUGUGAGGCCGGCGUGUGACAGUGACGACGCCAUAACGGCGCUGGAGUGGAUCACCUUCUCCGCCUUCAACCACCGCACCACCGCCGCCUUGGCCUCGCCCAACCGCCCGCCAGGCGCCUUCAUGUGCCUCGCCGUGGGCACGGCGCUGGGCUUCGUGCUCGUGUACUGCGAGACAGGCGUGCUGCUCGCCAAACAGAUGGUGCACACGGAGGCGGUGGUGCGGCUGCGAGUGCGGGGCGUGGAGGCGGGCAUGGUGCGCAACGAUGGCACACAGGAGCUCUGCGCCAUCACUCGCAAUGCCACCUGCGUCAUCAACUCCGUGCAGCUCCAGUCGGUGUUGAAGCAGCGAGUGGUGCAGCUGGAGGACACCGUGGCCGCCAAUGUGUCGCGCGGCUUCGCCUCGGCACUCAGCUUCAUGGGCGCGGGGCGCAAGGGCGGGCGAGACGACGAGGGCGGCAGUGGCUCCACGCUGGCAUUCAAGAAGUGGCGCACAGGCAGGGCCACCACCAAGUGGAGCGAUGGUGCUGUUGCCGGCACCUUCCCCUCGCCUCUCUUCCAAGUGCAGGUACCCGUUGCCACCUCUUACCUCCCCACUGCUCCUGCAUUUCCAUCCCCCUCUCUUAUCCAUUCAUGA